GCUAAUUAAAGGCCUGGAUUAAUACAUUAAAAAAAAAAAAAAAAACGAUGGAUUUGAACAUAGCUCACGAGGAGGUAGUUACAACCGACACUGAGACUGAAGAAGCAGAUGAGAUAUUUUACAUGAACAGACUGUUGAUGGGAACAGCAGGAGCACUCUCUGCAGCCUCUCUCCACACUUCUCCACUGUCCUGUAACCCUACUCCCCAAGGAAUUUCACCAGAGAUUGGUCUUAUCACUCACAGAGGGGUGAGGCAGUGUUUUGGCAGCAGUCAGAAUAGGGACAGCCCACUGAUAAACGCGUUAUGGCAGAGCAACACUGUUUGCAAUGAGAAUGAGGUGUCAACAAAAAUGGAUCAGUCAGAAGGGGGCCCAGUGACCGUUACAAUGACUCCAACAUCCAGAAAAUUUUUUACCACGGCCAACCAAGCUCAGUCGAACCCUGUAUCAUCAGUUCAACAUCCCAAACCCCUGUUUACACAUGACCUAUCACAGUGCAUCCGCAGUGGACAGAGUGCAGUUACGGGCAGUCAGGGAAGUGCAAAAAAACAUGCACAAGGAACAUCUAAAUCUAAAAAGCACAAAGGCAGCAUUUCUAAAAAAAGGUCACAGGCGCCAGAGUGCAGGAAUUUAUCUUCUGCAAAAGAUAAGACGAUAAACAGUCCCGUCUUAUCCCAUCUGUCCACAAGAGGGCAUCAGACAACAGGAGCAGUUGCAAAAUCAACAUGUGGCAAAACGAAUGUUUUACGAUUGCACAGCAUCCAUAAACGAAACAAGUUUGGAGAGACACACGUCCAUCUUGCGGUAAUGAAAGGAGAUCUUCAGGCUGUAAAAAACAUGAUCGAAGUUGGCGCCUCUGUCAACUUGGCGGAUAAUGCAGGUUGGACCCCACUUCACGAGGCAGUACUGGGAGGUUAUGACACCAUUGCCGAAACUCUACUGAAAGCUGGAGCCCGAGUGAACUCUGUCGGACAGGAAGGAAUCACACCUUUACACGAUGCAGCAGGUCUUGGUAACCUUAAGCUUGUUCAGCUGUUGUUAAAGUGGGGUGCUGAUCCAAUAAUGAAGAAUCAAAAGGGAGACAGUGCGCUUGACCUCAGUGAAGACAGGAGAAUAGAGUUACUACUGAGACGCUAUGCAGACAAGGGUGGUAGAAGGACAAGACAGUCUACUGCUAAAGAUAAGGCAAAGAAAGAUCCGCAGGCAAGUGAAGCUGAAGUUCGUCCAGCUGUUUGUCCAGACUCACUGGAUCCAGCAAACCUUCUAGACACUUACUCUGAAAAUCCUGAAGCAAAGUCAUCAGCUCAAAUUUUGCCCCAACAAAGUGGCAAAAAAAAAAAAGGAGAUAAUGAUGGAUCCUUUCCUCUUCAAGGACAAGCGUGUCCAGGAUCUGACAUUAUAUCUUGCCCAGACAGUGAUCCCGACAGCGAUAUCACUGUGGAUUACACUGAGACUCAAUCAUCAUCACCUGAACACUGGGCUUUAAGUGCUACUCAGGAUUUUUCUGGAGCCACAUACCGUUAGUAUGACCAGAACUGUCUCUGCAAACUGUAACUAAUGUCUGCACUUGUAUUUUUUUCCAUGUUUGUGUUAACAUGUUAAUGCUUCUGUUAAGGGUUGAUGUUAAAACAUCAUUCA
Messenger RNA from Clarias gariepinus (North African catfish), 1637 nucleotides. RefSeq names its product ankyrin repeat domain 31 (gene ankrd31). The record is from RefSeq and is a predicted model, not a curated record. Gene Ontology annotation, molecular function: protein binding. Gene Ontology annotation, cellular component: nucleoplasm. The transcript is spliced from 11 exons. The coding region runs from base 48 to 1523 and encodes 491 amino acids. NCBI's taxonomy places the organism in Eukaryota, Metazoa, Chordata, Actinopteri, Siluriformes, Clariidae.